CUGGUAGGAGCGCUCACUCAAUGACUCCUUACGCAUGCGUCAGUGGUGCAGCGGCUCACAAGGUGACAAAUAACCUGAUUGAAUUUCAUUACUUCGGACAUUGCCAAGCUAGGAUGGCAGCUGCCAGCCCAGCUGAGAGAGCAGUCCUGGAGGAGGAAUUCAAAUGGCUUCUGCGAGAAGAGGUUCAUGCCGUCCUUAAGCAACUACAAGACAUUCUUAAGGAGGCCUCACGUCGUUUUGCAAUGCCUGCUGCAGGUCUUGAGAGCCAGAUGAAACAGGAAAAUUUCAUACUUGGCAGUUCAACCACUGACCAGGUAAAGGGAGUCUUAACAUUACAAGGGGAAGCGUUGACACAAGCCGAUAUUAACCUCAAAAUGACCAAAAGCAACCAGGUUUUACACUUUUCAUUUCGAGAGGAUAAACAGUGGAAAAUGCAGCAGAUUCAGGAUGCAAGAAACCAUGUGAAUCAAGCUCUACAGUUGUUAAGCAGCAGAGACGACAGUUACCAUUUUAAAACUGGUGCUGAGGUCAAUAAGCUAAUGGAUGCAGUUAUGCUGCAGCUAACAAGAGCCCGCAAUCGUCUUACUACACCAGCCAGCCUAACCCUGCCUGAAGUGGCCUCCAGUAGCCUAACGAGAAUGUUUACUCCCCCACUCCCUGGAGAUAUACUUGUAAAUUUUUACAUUAACCUCAGUAAACUCUGCCUCAUUGUCUAUCAGCUUCAUGUUCUACAGCCAAAUUCAAACAAGAACUUCAAACCUGGAGGGAGUUCAGUUCUGCACAAUCCUGGCACAAUGUUUGAAUUCAAUAACCUGAAAUUUGAAGUUAGCCAUGUCCAUAAAGUGGAGUGUGUAGUUCCUUGGCUAAAUGACACUCUUGUAUUCUUCACAAUUUCCCUUCAGUUAUGUCAGCAGCUGAAAGAUAAGAUUUCUGUCUUUUCCAGCUAUUGGAACUACAGACCUUACUAAUUUUUAUUUUGUGAGAUUCAGCUCACUGGUUUGUCAACUAAAGUGGCAUUUUUAUUAAGUUUCCCACCUCUAUCACCUAUGGGCAUUUUCUGACAUUUGGAGACGAAGCACGGCAUAUAUUACAGAGAACACUACUUGGGACCAUUUGUUACCUGGAUACAGUACUUGUUUUUGGUUCUUUUUAACUUUAAAGCUGACAGAAUUUUGUUCUUGUGCUUGCUUAAAGAGUGUAUACAAUGAAAGAGGGCUUUGCCUGUUCUGUCAAACGCAGUUUAGUGUCGUUUAUAAAGCCAGACAGAGCUGUGGGACACACAUCAUGAUGUCAUUUAAAAUCUGAACUUUAU
Messenger RNA from Erpetoichthys calabaricus (reedfish), 1312 nucleotides. It is a transcript of the gene rogdi, whose product is annotated as rogdi atypical leucine zipper. The record is from RefSeq and is a predicted model, not a curated record. Lineage: Eukaryota; Metazoa; Chordata; Cladistia; Polypteriformes; Polypteridae. Gene Ontology annotation, cellular component: RAVE complex. The transcript has 11 exons. Bases 21 to 968 code for a protein of 315 amino acids.